AUGCCUGCCAUCAUCGAUAUACCGCCGAACCACUUCCUCCCGCACCCAUUCCGGCCCUCCAUAUCGUCGUCGACCUCCAGGCAACGUCUCAUCGACACAGCCGAGCUCUCCAGGCGGCAGGCGGAAAUAUCAAGACGGGGUGCGGACACGGAGACAGCUUCGGAUAUGGCGAGGAUAGGGGUUGCCGUUGCGUCGUCGCUGCCACAUCACUAUGGAGGGUACUCGCAUCCCAGGCCGGACGUCCAGAUGGGUGUAGAGAGGAGGAACGUCACGACACCGACCACCAACAACACCUGCAGGGAGGACACAGCACAACAGCGGCCGUCACAGCGGCUGCCCCUGUCCCUGAUCAGCCAGUACUCCAAUAUCAACCAGGAGACUUCUUCUUCGACCACGCCGGUCAAGUCUACAGCUUCCAGCAUGUCAAGUCCGCAGCUCUCGUCUUCCAUGACCGGCAACGGAGGAAAUCUGGCGGAAUUCGCUGCACAGGUAUCUUGUUUAUUUUGGUUUGCAAAGGCAUCUAAAUUGAAGCAGAUCGAAGAUGGCUCCUCGUCUUAUACUCCUACUUCGCCCGUGGAGCUAGAAUUCGCACCGAGCCCGGGGUUUAAGAAAUGGGUUACCACAGUACUGACUACCACUCAAGUGAGCAAGAAUGUCAUACUGCUAGCUCUGCUGUUCAUCUACCGGCUCAAGAAGUUCAAUCCUGCGGUACGGGGGAAGCGCGGAAGCGAGUUUAGGCUAAUGACCAUAGCUCUCAUGAUGGGGAACAAGUUUCUGGAUGACAACACAUAUACGAACAAGACAUGGGCAGAGGUAUCAGGAAUAUCAGUUCAGGAGAUCCAUGUGAUGGAAGUCGAAUUUCUCAGCAAUGUUCGAUAUAACCUGUUUGUCACCAAAGAGGAGUGGAACCAGUGGCUCACCAAAUUAUCGGUCUUCUCAAAUUACUUCGAAAAGGCGUCGAGGCUCAGCCUGGAUGUUUACUCGGCGAAUCGCUCCGCCCAUACCUCGCCAGCUCAUAGCCCGCUGACACCUUCUAUGGACCCCUAUCGAGCCUCCCAGCAGGCAGCAAAGAUGGUAUAUCCAGCCUCCACCCAUGCUUUCAACGUGAACCAAGCCCUAUCAUUGAGCAUUCCACAAACCGGUGGUGUACCUCUCGGUCUCAACGACCCUACGUUGCGUCCAGCAUUAGCAGUGGAACCAUUAAGUGCCCAUAGGAAACGCAGUUGGGAUGACCAGGCGAAUGAGAAUCCAGCCAAGAGACCAGCAACCGCCACCACAAGUUGGGCUCGACCUUCGACUAUGGCCUCCGCGCCGCUAUACCAACCUUCUCACCUACCAUCUACCGCACCGCCUACCCCGCAGACUCAGGUACCGACGAGUAUGGUUUCCAUGCCCUCGAACAUGGCGCCGCAGCUUCCCAGGCCACUUCCAGCGUACCCGAUGAGCUCUGUCAGUAUUCCCAACUCUAUAGCUCCAUUUACCAGCACACAGCCUCUAUCUACCACUCCCCGACCCACCAUCUUCCCAAUCAACACCACCCCGGCUCGUUGGAGCCAACCUCCAGUUUCUCAGGCAUCACUGGCUCCAUUACCCCUAUCAAAUCUUCAGCCUGGAAUGCCAAACAGCUUCCCUGAUCCUUCCCGGCGUACGGGCCCAGGUUCCUUCUCUGCAUCUACCUCAACAACCAUCUCACCCGCCAUUCCUAUAUACUCCGUCCGCACACCUAUCCACCUCUCGCCUUCCUCCAUACUCCUGGACCGCAACUCUCCCUACCGACCGGUUCGAACAGUCAACACGCUUCUCUACCCGCCUCCACCUGGCUCACUUCUUCAGCCCCGACAGCUAUCAGUCGACCUAAUGCGGUACCAGCCGUUGGGUAAACGCAGCUCAGAAGAUCGAGUAGAUCGAACAGGCGUCCUUCCUUAUUCCCAACCCAAUAUAUGGGGGGAACAGUACUUCUCUCAGGUCCAACCAACCACCCAGACAGCACCUUACCAUCAAGGUUAA
This is a messenger RNA of Arthroderma uncinatum, 2007 nucleotides long. RefSeq lists its product as uncharacterized. The transcript has 3 exons. The coding region runs from base 1 to 2007 and encodes 668 amino acids. Gene Ontology annotation, biological process: regulation of cyclin-dependent protein serine/threonine kinase activity. Gene Ontology annotation, cellular component: cyclin-dependent protein kinase holoenzyme complex; nucleus. The record is from RefSeq and is a predicted model, not a curated record. Gene Ontology annotation, molecular function: cyclin-dependent protein serine/threonine kinase regulator activity; protein kinase binding. Lineage: Eukaryota; Fungi; Ascomycota; Eurotiomycetes; Onygenales; Arthrodermataceae.